CAUUAUUGUGGGUGGAAAUUAAGAUAGGAAUUAAUUUGCAAUAAGUGACAAUUUGCACAUGCUGCUGUAAUUUAACCAUAUCUUUUUCUCUAGGUAUCGGAUUGAGUUGAUUCUUUAGGCGUUGGAAAGCUAAGAAGCAGAGCUACAAUUGAUGUUUUAUGAGCUCAACCCAGUUCCUUCUGUAUCAAUAUAGAAUUUAAGUUGAAGUUGACGGAUAUUAGUGCAUGGCCCGUAGUAGUAGUGGUGAUCUUGUUCAAUUUGAUCCAGAAAUUGAGAGAACUUUUAGAGAGUUCUUAAGAGAGCAAAAGCAGAACAUCAUGGCAGAAGAAGGUGAAGGACAAAAUAAUGCACGCACUCUUGGUUCAUAUGCUACCCCAUCCCUUGAAGGAAUAGCAUCCAGCAUUAGGAGGCUAGCAAUUCAAGCCAAUAACUUUGAAAUCAAACCAGCUAUCAUUCAAAUGAUCCAACAAAUUGUCCAAUUCAGUGGUUUGCCUAAUGAAAAUCCUUAUUUGCAUAUUGCUAGUUUUCUUGAAAUUUACGAUACUUUUAAGGCUAAUGGUGUUAGUAAUGAGUCUGUUAGGCUUACAUUAUUUCCAUUUUCUUUGCGUGAUAAAGCCAAGAGUUGGCUUCAAUCUUUUCCUGCAGCUGCAGGGGGUAAUCUUAUGAAUAAGACAGAGGAGGAUGGCUAUAAGCUGUUAGAUGAAAUGGCCUCUAAUAGCUAUCAAUGGACUAAUGAUAAAGCUACCAAAAAGGGAGUUGGUUUACCUAAUGUUGAUGCUUUUACUUCUUUAUCUACUCAAAUUUCUGUUUUGAAUAAAAAGAAACUUGGAUUAGGAGAACCUUCAUCUACCAUAGUCUCUCUUCAAUUGGUGGAUAGAAGCAUAAAAUAUCCAAGAGGAGUGGUAGAGGAUUUUUUGGUAAAAGUUGACAAAUUUAUUUUUCUUGUUGAUUUUAUUGUUCUUGACAUGGAAGAGGAUUUUGAAAUGCCUUUAAUUCUUGGGAGACCAUUCCUUGCUACUGGUAGAGCUCUUAUUGAUGUUCAACAAGGGAAACUUAACCUUAGAAUACAUGAUGAGGAGAUUAUUUUUAAUGUGUUUGAUGCUAUGAAAAAUUGUGAUCAUGAUGGCAGUGCUGUUUUAAGGAUUGAUGUGGUAGACAAUGUAGUGACUGAAAAUUUUGAUGCUUCUAGAUUAGAUGAUCCUAUUGAUAAUUGCAUUGUUAAUGCUUUGGAUGUGAAAGCUGAUAGUGCAGACAAUAACAUUUUGGAGGUAGCAGCUAUUUUUGGGGAAAAAUGCUAUAGGCAGCCACAAAAAGGAGGAAAUUUUCUGCCCUUGGAUGCACCGUCCAUUGUGACAGUCAAGCCAUCCAAAAAGGAGCCCCCUACUCUUGAAUUAAAACCUCUUCCUUCUCAAUUAAAGGAAGGUAUAGUGCUAGGUCAUAAAGUAUUCUCUAAAGGUAUUGAAGUUGAUAGAGCUAAAGUUGAGAUAAUUGAAAAGCUUGCUCCUCUUAAAUCAAUUAAAGAAAUUAGAGGUUUUCUUGGACAUGCUAGUUUUUAUAGGAGAUUUAUUAAGGACUUCUCAAAAAUUGCUAAGCCUCUUACUAAUCUCUUGGUUAAGGAAACACCAUUUUUCUUUGAUGAUGAUUGUAUGAAUGCUUUUCAAUUGUUGAAAGAGAAAUUGGUUAAUGCUCCUAUUGUUGUUGCACCUUGUUGGGAUUUGCCUUUUGAGAUAGGUGCAAUUUUGGGACAAAGAAAAGAUAGGAAAUUUCACACCAUUUAUUAUGCAAGUAGAACAAUGAAUGAUGCUCAAAAGAAUUACACUACUACUGAAAAAGUGUUGCUUGCUGUGGUGUUUGCUUUUGAAAAGUUUAGGUCUUAUUUAAUUUUGUCCAAGGUGAUUGUUCAUACUGAUCAUUCUGCACUUAAAUAUCUGCUUGCUAAAAAAGAGGCCAAACCUAGGUUAGAUGAGGUGCAUGUAGAAUGUGGGGAUGAUCAACUUUUGCUUGAUGAGUUUCCAGAUGAGCAAUUGUGUUUAGUUUCUUUGUGUGCUUUGUCUUCUUUACCUUGGUACGCAUAUUUUGUUAAUUAUCUUGUGAGUAAUGUCUUACCUCCUGACUUAUCUUUUCAACAGAAAAAGAAGUUCUUUUCUGAUAUUAAACAUUAUUUGUGGGAGGAACCAUUUCUUUGCAAGAUAUGUGGCGAUGGAAUGAUUCGGAGAUGUGUACCACAAGAAGAGGUAGAUGCAAUUUUGAGUUUUUGUCAUGACAAAGAAGUUGGUGGUCAUUUUGGUGCCUCCAAAACAGCAUCUAAGGUUUUGCAAUGUGGAUUUUGUUGGCCUUCUUUAUUUAAAGAUGCUUAUGCUUAUGUGAGUGCAUGUGACCAAUGCCAAAGAACUGGUAAUAUUUCUAGGAGACAUGAAAUGCCUUUGACUAAUAUUUUGGUGUGUGACAUAUUUGAUGUUUGGGGCAUAGAUUUCAUUGGUCCUUUUCCUUCAUCUUUUGGCAAAGCAUAUAUUCUUGUUGCGGUAGAUUAUGUGAGUAAAUGGGUAGAAGCUGUUGCAUGUCCUACUAAUGAUGCUAGGGUGGUGGUUAAAUUUUUGAAAAGUAAUAUUUUCACUAGAUUUGGCACACCUAGGGCUGUUAUUAGUGAUGGAGGUAAACACUUCUGUAAUAGGCAAUUUGAAAAUUUAUUGGCUAAAUAUGGUGUUACCCAUAAAAUUGCUACUCCAUAUCACCCUCAAACAAAUGGACAAGUUGAGGUGUCUAAUAGGAAAUUGAAAAGAAUUUUGGAAAUGACAGUUAACUUGUCUAGAAAAGAUUGGUCACUCAAAUUAGAUGAUGCACUUUGGGCUUAUAGGACAGCUUACACAACCCCGAUAGGUAUGUCUCUUUAUAGGUUAGUUUUUGGUAACGCUUGUCACCUUCUUGUGGAACUUGAGCAUAAGGCAUAUUGGGCUAUUAAAUACUUAAAUUUUGAUUUGAAAGAUGUAGGUGAACAUAGAAAAUUGCAGUUAAAUGAAUUGGAAGAACUACGACUUGCUGCCUAUGAAAAUGCCAAGAUCUACAAGGAACGAACCAAGGCAUGGCAUGAUCUACAUGUGCAAAAGAAAGAGUUUCACGUGGGUGACAAGGUUCUUCUUUUCAAUUCUCGAUUAUGAAUUUUUUCAGAUGAGCAUGAAUAUGAAAGUGAUAGUCAUUGACUCCCUUGCUUGGUAUUACUGAAAUUUGAACUAAAAAUUGAGUUGAAUGUUGAUGCUCCUUGUGUUAUCUGUGUGGGGAAGAAUGUACAUGAGCUCUGUUUUUUUCUUUAGCUUUCUUUUGCUUGAGGACAAGCAAGAAUUUAAGUUUGGGGGUAUUUGAUGAGUUUAAUUUUUAUAUGCAUUUAUCUACCCUUUUUAAGCCUAGAAUUAAAUUUUAUGGGUCUUU
Molecule: messenger RNA, 3423 nt
Organism: Rubroshorea leprosula
Lineage: Eukaryota; Viridiplantae; Streptophyta; Magnoliopsida; Malvales; Dipterocarpaceae
Source: the annotation of a GenBank genome assembly